CUCUCCCUCUCUCCUCCCCUUCCCUCCCUCUCCAAACAGGAAGUCAGAGGAUAGAGGUCCUCCAUGGCCAAAGUGGGUCCAUCCGUCUGGACCCCGAGCUCCAGGUUAGCUCCGCCCACCGUCCACCUGCCAGACAUGGAGGCGGAGCCAAGUGAAGCCAGAGCCAAUCAAAGAGCAGGAGAUCUAUUCAACGCCAACAACAGCAACAACAACGAAGAAGAGGAGGAACAGAAGAAAAAGAAGAAAGAGAAGAAAGAGAAAAAACAGAGAAAAGAGCAAAAAGAGAAGGAGAAGCAAGAGAAGAAGGAGAGGAAGGAGAAGAAGCAGAAGGAGAAAGAAGAGAAGGAAAAGGAGGAGAAAGAGAAGAAGGAAAAGGAGGAGAAAGAGAAGAAG
This is a messenger RNA of Etheostoma cragini (Arkansas darter), 393 nucleotides long. Its product is annotated as nucleolar protein 58-like. Lineage: Eukaryota; Metazoa; Chordata; Actinopteri; Perciformes; Percidae. The annotation marks the transcript as partial. The record is from RefSeq and is a predicted model, not a curated record. The transcript is spliced from 4 exons.